AUGAGGGAGAGUGGACUGAAGCCAAAUGACCACUCUGGAAAUGUUAAAGAAGGAUCUUUUGAGGAGUCCUACAGUCUUGCAUCUACUGUUAUGAAGGGAAAUGGCUGCAGGAUUCUCCGUCUGGCCCUCCAAGUAUCUACCUUGGAGGCAAAGGAAUGGAUAUAA
This is a messenger RNA of Suillus subalutaceus, 165 nucleotides long. RefSeq lists its product as uncharacterized. The transcript is spliced from 2 exons. The record is from RefSeq and is a predicted model, not a curated record. Lineage: Eukaryota; Fungi; Basidiomycota; Agaricomycetes; Boletales; Suillaceae. Bases 1 to 165 code for a protein of 54 amino acids.